This is a messenger RNA of Colletotrichum orchidophilum, 210 nucleotides long. RefSeq lists its product as uncharacterized. The record is from RefSeq and is a predicted model, not a curated record. The transcript has a single exon. Lineage: Eukaryota; Fungi; Ascomycota; Sordariomycetes; Glomerellales; Glomerellaceae. The coding region runs from base 1 to 210 and encodes 69 amino acids.
AUGAUAUCUUGCGGUUGGGGACCAUAUCCGGCUGCCGAUCGAAUAGAGUACGUAGAAGAUCAUGUGAACUCUGGAGGUCUGACGUUCUUAUCAAACGCUAAGAGGAUGCUAAUAAUGCAUGCAGAGUGUUGUCCCGGCACUUUGGUAUCCGAUAUCCAGGCUGGCGGAUGUGCCAGAAAUCCGGGCUUUUUUAGCUACCCAAGUCAAUAG